Molecule: messenger RNA, 2525 nt
Organism: Myzus persicae (green peach aphid)
Lineage: Eukaryota; Metazoa; Arthropoda; Insecta; Hemiptera; Aphididae
Product: peroxidase-like
Exons: 11
Coding region: 214-2448 (744 amino acids)
Biological process (GO): response to oxidative stress
Molecular function (GO): peroxidase activity; heme binding
Source: RefSeq, a predicted model, not a curated record
ACCAGACAGAAGUCCGGCUGAUCUACUAAAAAGGCACACAUAGUACGUUUCUCCACCAUGGGACAAUAACACGUAGACGUGAGAGGUUACAUUUUCACAACCAUUGGAUAAGUAAUUUCAGUGUUUAACGCUACGAUCAAUCAAAAUUCAAUUGCAAGAUAGCUGGCAAAGAAUCUGUUAAUUAUUUAUAAGUUUUCGUUUAUAAUUGGCAGAAUGCGUAUUAUACCGAAAAUUGUACCACUGUUUAUUUGUACCUUGGUAUUCGUACCAUUAUGUUGGACAGGAUCAAAAGAUCCUUGUAAGUCUCAAGAUCCUCAAAUUCGUGAUUUGUGUGAACUAGAAUUGGAGAUAAACUCAACAAACUGGUACUCCAAUCUCAGAAUCUUUGAUGUAAACGAAGAAAUUCAAAAUGCUGUCAAUGGACUUGAAAAAAAAUAUGAUUUGGAGAAUAUACUAUUGGAUGUCAGUGGUUGGACACUUGGAAGUCCAAACCAUGGACAACUGAUUGAUUCUCAACCAUCCAAAGAUAGUUUUUCAGAAUCUAGGAGAGCUGAAAUAAUUCUUGGAGUAACACGCAAUCUAAAGAAUACAUAUUGUUUAAAGCAUGGGUUAAGUGAUAUAGAAUGUGCCAAAGACUUAACGAAGGUGAAACUAACCAGGACAACUUUGAGUGAUAUGUGUUUGUCUGAGUAUUAUGACAAAACUUCGUGCAUUAGGAAAAACUUAGAUUACCGGAGUCCUGACGGUUCUUGUAACCACUUGAAUCGUACCUCUUUGGGAAAGGCCACAUCGCCAUAUAAACGUUUACUGUUUCCAAACUAUACUGAUGGUAUUUACAAUAUGUCAGAAAAAUUGCCCAAUCCUAGAUCACUGAGCAUAAAUCUUGUCAAAGACGAAAACUUGACUGAUCCAGCAAAAACGAUGAUGAUGGCGUACUGGACGAUUUUCAUAGGCCAUGAUCUAUCACAGACGGUGGUUUCCACCUUGGGCAAUACGAACUUGACUGUGAAAUGUUGUCAUGAAGAAAGCAGUAUUCAAUAUGUUCUGAAAAAAAACAUAGAGUCUUGUAAGCCCAUAUCGAUACCGGAUGAAGAUAAAGUUUUUAAAGAGGAAUCGCAACACUGCAUGAACUACGUGCGUUCGCGGCCAGCGAUGCGUUCCGAUUGUACAUUUGGACCCAUGGAACAAAUGAACCAAGCUACUCAUUAUUUAGACGCGUCGAUGAUAUACGGUACGACAGAACAACAGACGCUGUCGUUGCGGAAAAUGAAAGGUGGUGAACUGUUGUCGAAAAAUAUUAAUGUCACUGAUAAGGAUUUCUGGUUAAUGCCGCUGGAAACCAAUGAAACCAACGCUUGUCAGCGCGGCAACGGCACUUGCUUCAGGGCUGGUGAUAUCCGGGCAAACGCGCUUCCCCAACUUACUGUCCUUCACACAUUGUGGAUGAGGGAACACAACCGCAUAAGCAGAGAACUAGUUCGCUUCAACCCGCACUGGAGUGACGAGCAAGUUUUCCAGGAGGCCAAGAAAAUCGUGACGGGAUUCAUACAGCACAUCACGUACAACGAGUGGCUGCCAGCGCUACUUGGCGUAAACUACACCAAGGAUAACGGUCUGGGACUGUUAGAGAAAGGAUACAACGACGCUUAUAACGAGAGAAGCGACCCGUCCGUCAGCAACAGUUUCGCGAACGCGAUUCUGCCGUUCGCCAAUUCUAUGCUCAGCGACAAUAUCAGUUUGUACUCGGAAGACCGAGUGAUCAACGGAAGUAUUUCACUAAAAGAAUAUUACAAUCAACCUGUUGAUUUAUUGACUAAGUACAUCGAUGAACUUAUUAGAGGACUAACUACUCAGAAUACACAAAAAGUCGAUAUGCUCUUUACACAAACGAUCACAAAUCAUUUAUUCAGUAUUGAUCCAAAUAAUUCGAUUGGAAUGGACAUUGUCAGCUUGGAUAUACAACGAAGCCGUGAUCACGGUAUUCCGAGCUACACACAAUUUAGAAAAUAUUGUGGACUAAAAGAUAUAGAAAAUGAGCAAGAUUUAUCUGAGAUCAUGAUGGAAGGUUUAGCUGAUACAUUAUUGAAACAAUACAAAACUUGGAACGAUAUAGAUUUAUUGAUUGGUGCAUUGUCUGAGAAACACGCCGAUGAAGCAAUGGUCGGCCCCACGAUGAGGUGUAUCAUCAAAGAACAGUUUGUAAGAACUAGAAAUGCAGAUAGAUAUUUUUAUGACUUACCAGGAGUAUUCACCGAACUUCAACUGGAAGAAAUCAGAAAAAUGACCCUUGCUAGAGUUAUUUGUGAAAACUUCAAUGAUGUAAAAAUGCUCCAGAAACAAGCAUUUUUGAAACCGACUUCAACUGAUGAAUUACAACGUUGUGAGGACGGAAUUAUUCCGAAAAUCUUUUUGAUUCGUUGGGGAGAACUGGCGGUUGUACUCCCAUAAUAAUAUUGCACAAAACAUUGAUAAAUUAAAAAUUAAAAAUUUAUAAUGUUUAGUAAUUAUAUUUUUAACAUUUAAUA